AUAAUCUAUGACACGCCCAUCAACAUUCCCUAGCUAUAGUCAGUGACGCCACGGCGUAUAUUUACGUAAAUCUGGCGCUCCCGUUUCCUGGCGGAGAAGAUGGCGGCUCCUGGACCGGGGGAGUAUUUCAGUGUCGGGAGCCAUGUCUCCUGCCUCACCUGCUUGGGGCAGCAAUUGCAAGGAGAGGUCGUUGCCUUUGACUAUCAGUCCAAGAUGUUGACUUUGAAAUGCGCCCCCUCCAGUGGAAAGGCUAACGUCAGCGACGUGGUCCUGAUUAACUUAGCCUACGUGUCUGAGGUGGACAUCAUUAAUGACCGCACUGAAACUCCUCCUCCACUAGCAUCUCUGAAUGUCAGCAAGCUUGCCAACAGAGCACGGUCGGAAAAGGAAGACAAGUUAUCCCAAGCAUAUGCAAUUAGUGCUGGAGUCUCCGUGGAGGGCCAACAGCUAUUCCAGACUAUACAUAAAACCAUCAAAGACUGCAAAUGGCAGGAGAAGAACAUCAUGGUGAUGGACGACGUGGUCAUAUCCCCACCUUACCAGGUGGAGAACUGCAAAGGCAAAGAGGGUAGCGCUUUAAGUCACGUACGCAAAAUAGUGGAGAAACAUUUUAGAGAUGUGGAGAGCCAGAAGUCGGUGCAACGGCCACAAGCACAGCAAACACAGAAAGACUCCACUUUAUCAUCUUGAGCCGGAGGUUCAGUCCGGAUAGGGGGUGUGGGAGGGGGAAUUGGUUGGGGGAGGUCACAACGGCAAAGGAAGUUUUGGUUUGUUCUUUUCUCUUCCCCUCUUCAACAUCAGACCAAGGCCAGUGUUCCACCCCCCCACCUCCAUCAGAGGUGUCCAACAUUUUGAACAGAACAAAAGGGGUCCCAACCGAGAGGGGAAAUAUCCAGUUCAUUUUUAAAGAUAAUCUAACAAAAGUAAUCUCAAUUUGCCACCAUUCCUCACCCACUCCUCUUCUUGACCUCUUACCUUCCCUUAUGUUUCUUCUCUCCUCCUGCCAUCAAGCCUGCUCCUCACUUCCAUUUCACAGAGAAAAGUCACUUGAUUUCUGUUCAUUGGUCGAUCUAUUUUCUAGUCAUUUUUCGUAAAUUUCAACAGUAGAAAUUUAUGGUAAGAGAUAAAGGACCUUUUCUAAUAUUGAAAUACUGUUUUGACAAGAACACAAAUUUUAAUAGCUUUCUUGAAAGCACAUGGUUAUUUUUUUAACAGCUGACUGAAAGGAUGCCAAUAGUGACACCGUGUGAAUGGGAUGAAUGGGAACUCUCACAAUCUUACAAACAUGCACCCAGUAGGUUAUUGAAAUUGCUGAUUUCCCUCAACUGGGGAAACACUCAAAUUGUGUUAACAUUAUGAAUCUGACAUAAAAUAGACUUGAAAUACCUCCCCCAAAUUGUCCUUUCAUAAAAAAUACAAGUUGUAAACACCCAUUUGGUUCUAGUAGCUUGAAAUAUUUUCAUGAAAUGCUUUCCUUUUUUCCAAACAGACAUGACUGUCUGCUUUUACCCAUAAGCUCUUGCUGCAUGGUCCCACCUGAACUAAAUUUGCUCUGUUUUUCUGUGUAUAGUUUUAAGUCUGGAAGCUAAAGAUAAGGGGCAUAUGUUAUUUUAGAGGCUGGGCUGUUUUCCUCUUCCCUUUCAUCCUUGUCCCUCAUGGUCUUUGAUUCUACAAUACAGUACCUCUUCCACGAUGGGACCACAUUGAAAUCCAGCUCUCUUACAUUCUCCAUCUCCCACUCUUAUUGUCUACCAACCAUUGACACACUUUGGCAGAUGAAAUCUGCUCUUCCGCCCGACUCAAUGCAUUCCUCCCAUGUUCAAACAAAAAACAAAUGAAUUAACCACGUUGGCCAAUAUCAUAUGGCGUGCCACUGAACCGUGUGCGAUGAGAUCGAUCUCAGUUCUGUAUGGGAUGCUUUGUAUUCACUUUUGGAAAAAAUGUACCUAAAGAUAUCUUGCCAUGUUUGAGACUGGGAUGGGGAGCAGGGUUCCCAAAGGCCCCUAUCCCAGCCUCGUGUUUAUAACAAUGUAGCCUGAUUGGAGGCUCGGCCAGUGGGGUUAAGUUGUGACAGGCAUCCGCGUUGUUUACCCGUCCACCGUGUGUCAACGAGGCUGCCGUUGCCAAGGUUUCCUUCCCAGUAUUUUAUUUUUUAUUUUUAAAUAGCUAGUAACAUGGAAAUAAAAAAGAGGGAAAAAAACGAA
This is a messenger RNA of Salmo salar (Atlantic salmon), 2204 nucleotides long. RefSeq names its product protein LSM12 homolog A. The record is from RefSeq and is a predicted model, not a curated record. Gene Ontology annotation, molecular function: RNA binding. NCBI's taxonomy places the organism in Eukaryota, Metazoa, Chordata, Actinopteri, Salmoniformes, Salmonidae.